Molecule: messenger RNA, 3558 nt
Organism: Thyridium curvatum
Lineage: Eukaryota; Fungi; Ascomycota; Sordariomycetes; Thyridiales; Thyridiaceae
Exons: 1
Coding region: 1-3558 (1185 amino acids)
Source: RefSeq, a predicted model, not a curated record
AUGGAGCGGCCCGGCGGACAGGAGCCCGACGUCCUGUCCACGCGCCUCAACGACCGCCACCACUCGGGCGCCCCCGUCUUCACGAGCCGGCUCGCCCAGCGCAAGAGCUUUGCGCCCAGACACGAGUUCAAGGAAAACAUGCAGGAACACCACCAGCAGCAUCCUGCCUCGCGCCUACCCGUACCCUCCAAGUCGCCGUCGCCCGAACCUCCCCGCAGUAGCUCCGCGCACUCGGCCACGCGGAUACCCAGGCCGACACCCUUGCAGCAACAGCAGCAGCAGCAGGCGUCGCGCGCCUCGCCCAACGCGCGGAGGCCCCUGAGCUUCACCGAGGCGUAUAGGAUGGCCGAGGAGGAGGAGCAGGAGGCGAUGAGGGGCUCGCCCAGCCCGGCGCCGCGGAGCUGGCGGCACCCGCGCGCGGGCGGCGACGAGCACAACAGCAGCAACGAGCAGCGCAUGCGGGCCCUGCUGAACCAGGCGCCCCUGACGCUGGGCCGCCGGCACAGCUCCCGUCACUCGUCGUCGGGCUCUAGGGGGGCGGCGGCCGACGACGACGACGCGCGCAGCUCGGCUGGCAGCGUCGGGUCGCGGGCGAGCGACUUGUCGGACGAGGCUGUCGAGCGGAGGAUGAGGCAGUACGAGCUGGACCGCUUGCGCAUGGAGGGCGUCCGAGGGCAGCAGCAGCAGCAGCAGCAGCACAAUGGCGGGCUCGCCAGGAACAGUCCUGGUCGGGCGCUGACGGAGCGAGAGCGGCCGCUGGAACGGACGACGAGCAAUGGGGGGCUGGAGGUGCCUGCAUCAUCAUCUCACCGGCCAAGAUCAUGGGGACAAGAAGGCAAAGUCGAUUCUAAGUGGCUCAGGCGUGCCAUCUCGUCACCGGGACAGAGCCAAGGGUCCGAGAAUGUCGUGCCCGAUGGCCGCUUCGGAUACAGACCUCGGAGCCCUGCGGUCAAUGCUACAGCGGACAAGGCACCCACUACGCUGAGGCCAGCCACUGUGCCUCCUCGGCCCUUUUCUCCCAGCAAGAGCUUUGCGUGGCAGGCCGAUGCCGAUUUUACCGCUGGCGACCUGCAGGUCUCGGAGAGCCCUAGAGUGACUACCAGCCGCGGCUACGCCUCAAGACAGAGGAACACUAAACUCGAUGAGAUUCGACAAUUGGAGAUUGAGGCCGAGCUCAAGUUUCCCUCGGAAGACGACUCAGUUGAGGUUCAGCCACAGCUACAUCCCGAAACUCACCACCGCGAGAAGCAAGCUUCACCAGCAAGUCGCAUCGCAAAACGUACAAACACCAAGCUCGACGAAAUUCGUGCUCGCGAGAUCGAGAGCCUUUCUAGGAGAGCCCUCGCUACGGCCAGGCUCGACGAGAUCCGAGAAAAGAACUCGAAUUUCCGGUCGCCCUCGCCCGAGGUGGAGAGGAAACCGCCUGCGGAACCGGAACGGGAACCAAAUCCGGGCGGCAGAAGCAAGGGGGAGGAAGAGUCGCAGGAGCGAAGUGUGUUGGAGGAAGAAGGCGAGCAGAUACCCAACACGCCAAUCACCAUCUUCCGAACCAUGAAGAACAACAAGUCUCAUGGUGCAGAUGCAGAGCCCAGUCGGGAAGACAGUAGCGAGCGAGAGAACAAGGCUCCCGAGGAAGAGAGGCGUAGGAGUAGCUCGCACUCGCGUGAAGACUCUCGAGAUGUGCUUCGCAGGUUAUCCAAGGCAGCAAGCAGCAGCCCCUUGCCUGACGAGCCGGCGCCACGAGAGCGAGAGCGAGGCAAGGGGAAGGCGAUGCCCGAAUCUGUCAAGGACACAGUCAAGGACAACGAGAGAAAAGCAGCGUCCCGCAAGGAGAAGCCUUCUGCCUCGUCGCCCGCAGACAACGAGGAUCCCCCCAAGGCGUCAGUCGGCUUCGCAGAUGAGCUGAAGCGCGUCCCGUCAGUGGAAUCAGCUUCAACUAAGCGUUCGAGCAAGGUGUAUUCCGAUGUGGACCCCAUCGAUCGGAUCGAAGGCGAGGCGAAGCUGUUCGCGCCGCUCGACAACUAUUCGGAGAAGGGAUCGACCAGGGCACCGUCGCCGGGACCCAACGGUGAUGAAGAUGACGACGACGACGAUGGUGGAGCGAACGCGAUGGACGAGACGCCCAAAGCGAAGCGCCCGGAUCCCCAGACUAUGCCUACACCCAAGGUCACGGGAGCAUAUGUGGAAACGCCAGUCACGGUCAAGGUGGACAAGACGUGGGACGAGCCCGCAGAGGGUUCCAAACCCGACCUCACGAAGCCCAUACCAUCCGUCGCCGUGGCCUCGUUCCUCCGCGAGAGGCCGACUCGCAGCCGCAGAUCCGAUAACAGCAGAUCCGAGCCCGUCAACGGCGGUAACGGCAGCAGCAACAGAGGCGAAGCCGGGCGCUCGUCGUCGGUCUCGUCAUCGGCGCGGCGGUCAAGGUCCAUCCCGCGCAGCAAGUCGCCGCUCAUCAACUCGGCCAAGCCGCCCUCGGUCCGCGACGACCUGAUGGAGAUCCACCGCCAGAACCAGAUCGACGACUCGACGCUCGACGACUUUGCCGAGCUCAUGGCCUCGGCCAACCUGCAGAUACCCGCCGACGUGGCCCUCAGGGCCCUGGAGGCGGACGUCGACGAUGACGAUAACGACGACAGCGACGAGCAGCAGGAGAAAAAGGAGAAGCAGAAGCAGAAGGCCGCCGCGCAGACGAUCACCACCAAGCGCGAGACCGAGCUCGAGACGUUCGACCGCAUGAACAGCCGCCUGCAGUCGGGCCUCCUGGGCAUCCAGACCGCCAAGCGCGGCAUAGAGCGCCUAGAGGACCAGGUCUCGCAUGCGCAGGUGCAGACCCCUGCCGUUGCGGCAGGCGAAAAGGCCAAGCUCAAGGCAGAAGACGAAUGCCACAUCUGCACCACCACCGCCGCCACCGCCGCCGCCAGCCCCCAGCAGGCACCGGCGACGUACCUCCACCUCCGCCUGCCCACGCUCUACCGCCGCAACCCCCUGCGCCUGACCCUGCUCGGCCUGGCGGCGCUGCUGCUGGCGCUCUGGCUGGCCGCCGAGUCGGCCGCCUGCGCGCGCUACUGCCGGCCCGAGUACUGCGCCCCGGGCCGCGACUGCGCCUGGUCCCCGGACGACCCGUCCUUCGGGGCCGCGCUGCCCGUCAAGCUGGACCAGUGGGUCGCCGGCGGGCGCGGCCGGCGGCUGGCGCAGGCCCUGGCGGAGCCGGCGUGGGAUCUCUGGGCCGACGCGCGGGACCUGCUGGCGGGCGUGGACGCCGCCGGCCUCGACACGCGCGGCAUGACCCCCGCCGAGAGGAGGGCGCACCGCCGCCGGCUGCGCAGGAAGGGCUUCGUGCGCGGGUGGGAGGAGCCGCGAGGGCCGGCGGAGAGGGAGAAGCUCGAGGCGUGGAGGGCCGUGGGCAAGGCUGCGCGCCGGGCGCGGGAGGCGAGGGAGGCCGGGUACGAGGAUGCUAUGGGCAUGGGUAUGGGGUCCGGAGGGGGAGGAGGAGGAGCAGGGCAGGACGAGGAGAGGAUGGGCGGGGACGAGAAGGUGUCGCCGCCUGGGUGGUUUUGA